Messenger RNA from Xiphias gladius (swordfish), 1156 nucleotides. It is a transcript of the gene isy1, whose product is annotated as ISY1 splicing factor homolog. The coding region runs from base 169 to 1020 and encodes 283 amino acids. Gene Ontology annotation, biological process: mRNA 3'-splice site recognition; generation of catalytic spliceosome for second transesterification step. The record is from RefSeq and is a predicted model, not a curated record. NCBI's taxonomy places the organism in Eukaryota, Metazoa, Chordata, Actinopteri, Istiophoriformes, Xiphiidae. The transcript is spliced from 11 exons. Gene Ontology annotation, cellular component: Prp19 complex; post-spliceosomal complex; catalytic step 2 spliceosome.
GUGGCAGGAGGCAGUAGAGCCACGAUUCCACCUUCAGGAGACCGGAAAGAGGCGAAGAAGCUGGUGGCGGACUUCCUGUGAGUGUCGGCGUGUGUUGAUCGUCUGAUGUUGAAGUUUGUUCAGUUUGACGCCGGGCUCUUGAUAAAAACAUAAAACGCAGCAGCAGAAAUGGCGAGAAACGCGGAGAAGGCCAUGACGGCUCUGGCUCGGUUCAGACAGGCUCAGCUGGAGGAGGGAAAAGUCAAGGAAAGGAGACCUUUUCUGGCGUCAGAGUGCAGCGAACUUCCUAAAGCUGAGAAAUGGAGACGACAGAUCAUCAGUGAGAUCUCAAAGAAAGUGGCUCAGAUCCAGAACGCCGGUCUGGGGGAGUUUAGAAUUCGGGAUCUGAAUGAUGAGAUCAAUAAGCUGCUGAGAGAGAAAGGUCACUGGGAAGUUCGGAUCAAAGAGCUGGGAGGACCCGACUACGCGCGAGUCGGUCCGAAGAUGUUGGAUCACGAGGGGAAGGAGGUUCCAGGAAACAGAGGGUAUAAAUACUUUGGAGCAGCCAGAGACCUGCCCGGAGUCAGGGAGCUGUUUGAGAAGGAGCCUGCCCCGGCGCUGAGGAAGACAAGGGCGGAGCUGAUGAAGGAUGUGGAUGCAGAGUAUUACGGGUACAGAGAUGAAGAUGACGGAGUCCUGCUUCCCCUGGAAACACAGUACGAGAGAAAAGCUGUGUUGGAGGCGGUGCAGAGGUGGAGGACGGAGAAGGAGUCUCGUCUGUCAGGAGAGAAACAGGAGGAGGAAGAGGAGGAGGAGAGCAUCUACACCGUCCUCAACGAAGAGCCUGAUGAUGAAGAGAGCCGGGGCGAGCAGGAGGGAGAGGAGGGAGGAGUAACCUUCAUCGCACAUGUACCUGUUCCCUCACAGAGAGAGGUGGAGGAGGCUCUGGUCAGGAGGAAGAAGAUGGAGUUGUUGCAGCGUUACGCCAGCGAGACUCUUCAGGCUCAAAGUCAAGAGGCCAGGACUCUGCUGGGACUUUAACCUGCAUGUCUGUGUCUUAUCCUGUCUGUCUGCACCUGUCUGUCUGUCUGCAACCUGUCUAUGUUACAGUGUGGAUGUAAAUAUCAGCUCAUUUUUGUACUCAGCCUGUUUCUUAUUAAAAAGUUCUUCAGCUCAG